Molecule: messenger RNA, 2630 nt
Organism: Asterias rubens (European starfish)
Lineage: Eukaryota; Metazoa; Echinodermata; Asteroidea; Forcipulatida; Asteriidae
Product: polyribonucleotide nucleotidyltransferase 1, mitochondrial-like
Exons: 25
Coding region: 1-2325 (774 amino acids)
Biological process (GO): mitochondrial mRNA catabolic process; mitochondrial RNA 3'-end processing
Cellular component (GO): mitochondrion; cytosol
Molecular function (GO): RNA binding; polyribonucleotide nucleotidyltransferase activity; 3'-5'-RNA exonuclease activity
Source: RefSeq, a predicted model, not a curated record
AUGGCAGCCUCCAUGACAAAAAUCAUGCUUGCUCAAAAUGCUUUCGUUUUACCGAUCAAAAGACUAUUUUGGAGAUGUGAAAACUGUUAUCGAAAGUGUACAGUUAGGAGAUGGAAGCAUAUGAAACCAAUUUCUAGUGUAGAUGAUACAGAUUCUGUUGAAGCCAUUGUUGGAAACAAAACACUUCAUUUAUCAACUGGAAAGUUAGCAAGAUUAACAGAUGGAUGUGCAGUUGCUCAGUUGGGUGAUACAUCAGUUCUUGUGACAGCUGUGGGAAGGAAGAAGCCUACAGCAACAAACUUCCUUCCAUUAACAGUUGAUUACAGACAAAAGGCUGCAGCUGCUGGUAGAAUUCCAACCAAUCACCUGAGACGAGAGAUGGGAAACAGUAACCUGGAGAUUCUUACAAGCAGAAUGAUUGAUAGGUCAAUCAGGCCGCUGUUUCCGAAGGGUUAUUUCUAUGAAACGCAGAUUGUAUGUAAUCUUCUUGCUGUGGAUGGAGCUCAUGAUCCUGAUGUGGUCUGUAUAAAUGCUGCCUCCACAGCCCUAGCCCUGUCUGACAUCCCAUGGAAUGGUCCAGUGGGUGCAGUUAGGGUUGGCCUCGUAAACGAUGACGUCAUCAUUAAUCCCACAAGGUUGCAGCUGAGUAAGAGUCGUCUUAACUUGGUGCUUGCUGGUGCUAGGAAGAGCAGCAUAGUCAUGCUGGAGGCUUCAGCAGACAACAUCUUACAGAAUGACUUUGUGAAGGCUAUUCGAGCUGGCUUAAAGGAAACCCAGGUCAUAAUUCAACAGAUAGAGAAACUAGCCAAGAGGGCCGGCAAGGACAAGAGAGUUCCUGAGAAACUCUUUGUGCCCUCAGAGGAAGUGGUCGAGGCUGUCAGUAGAUUAACAAGAGAUAGAUAUUAUGAAGUUUAUACAGAUGUAACACACGAUAAGUUUUCCAGGGAUCAGGCUUCUUCAGCUGUCCGAGAUGAAUUUAUUGAACAAAUACAAGAAUUAUUUCCAUCUGAAGAGUCAUUUUUUAUCAAUGAAGCAUUCAACACUGUUGCCAAAGAAGUAUUCAGGGGUCUCAUACUAGAGCAAGACAGAAGGUGUGACGGACGAGAUCUAAAGCAGCUGAGAGAUAUUAGAUGUGAAGUCAAUCUAUUCAAACCUCUUCAUGGGUCAGCGCUGUUUCAAAGAGGUCAAACGCAAUGUCUUUGUACAGUGACGUUUGACUCUAUUGAAUCCGCUCUUAGAACGGAUCCAAUCAUGGAGAUGGCAGGCGGAGUGAAAGACAAGAAUUUCAUGUUACAUUACGAGUUUCCGCCGUAUGCAACCAAUGAGACUGGAAGAUUAAUGGCUGGAAGGAGGGAACUUGGGCAUGGUAACCUAGCAGAGAAGUCUCUGAAACCGGUGAUACCCAGUGACUUUCCAUUCACAAUACGGCUCACCAGUGAAGUUUUGGAAUCAAAUGGGUCUUCAUCUAUGGCCUCAGCAUGUGGAGGCAGUUUAGCUCUAAUGGAUGCAGGGGUACCAAUUAGCAAUGCAGUAGCUGGAGUAGCCAUUGGUUUAAUGACUGCAACUGAACCUGGUGAUUCACAUAACAUCACUGACUACAGGUUACUGACAGACCUGCUGGGUAUCGAGGACUACAUGGGUGACAUGGACUUCAAGAUGUCAGGUACUAAGAAAGGAAUUACAGCACUACAGACUGAUCUGAAGUUGCCAGUUUCAAUGAAGAUUAUACAUGAAGCUAUUCAGCACGCAACGGCAGGCAAGAGUGAGAUUUUGAACAUUAUGGCAACUGCCUUGGCCAAACCACGAGAUGGACACAAGGAUAAUAGCCCAGUCACAGAAAACCUUGAAGUACCCAUCCCGAGAAGGUCAAAGUUUGUUGGACCAGGGGGAUACAACCUGAAGAAAAUACGGGCAGAAACAGGGGUAACAAUCUCCCAGUUGGAUGAGAAUCAUUUCUCCAUCUUUGCACCAACGCCAAACGCCAUGGAAGAGGCCAAAGAAAUCAUUGAAGAGUUGUUGGAAGAGGACAGGGAGCCAGACCUUGCAUUUGGAGCUAUAUAUGUGGCAACAAUCAUGGAAGUUAGAGAGGCUGGUGUGAUGGUCAAACUGUAUCCCACAAUGCAACCUACACUGCUGCAUAACUCACAACUCGACCAACGGAAGGUCAACCACCCAAGUGCGUUGGGCUUUGAAGUCGGCCAGGAGAUCUCCGUCAAAUAUUUUGGUCGAGACCCCGUCAGUGGCAAGAUGAGGUUAUCAAGGAAGGCUCUAAUGGCCCCUGCCUCGGCUCUCAUCAAGAAUCUUACUGGCAAUAAAACUACAUGAAGAGAACUGCAGGCCUGAACGAACGCGCUUGCCUCCAUGCCCCCUGGUCAUUGCCUUGGUGCCCUUGAAAUGCUACAGUAGACUUUCACAAUUUCCUCAUAGGGUGCCUUUUACCAAGGAGAAAAUGCCUUGAUGCUCUUGCCCUUUCAAAAACGAAGCAUACAGGCCUAAAACUGGGAUAUAUCCCAGAGAAAGAGUAGAGAAAGAGAAUAUUUGUCAUCUGCAGAUUGUAGAAAGGAGGACAGUUCUUUUCAGAACUGAGAAGUCUCCCAAAUUCUGAAUAUCUACUCUGCGGUAGUAGAAUA